GAUUACCUGCCGUGUAGAAUUUAGAACGUUGUAGUGAUUUUAAAUCACAAACUAAUAACAUCAUAUUAGUCUGUGACUAAUAAGAAGUACUAUAAAAACAAAUAAAAAAUUUUUGCAGCUAGGUAUAGAUUAUAGCCAGUAAAUUCAUACUCUGAUUUUCACGUCACGUAUAUAACAAACUACGAACUAUUUAUUUCGGAAGUACAAACGUAAUUAUUUUGUAUUAUUCAUGUUGCUUGUAACAUGUGUCACUAUUUUGAAAAGAAGUCUAGUGAGAGGAAAUUUCAUUAGCUCUAUUCAGACUUGCAAACAUUCACAAGAUUCCAAGACAGGAAUUGAUGCAGAAUCUGAAAAAAGAGAGUCUAGGCGUCUGGCUGAAUUUCGUAAGAAACUUAGAGAAACCACUCCUAUUAAAGAUCUUGGUGAACAACCAUUAACACACGAGGAAAAUGCAUUACCGGCAUGGCCUAAUGAUACUAAUCCUCAUACAGGAGAAGUAGGUGGACCUAGAGGUCCAGAACCAACUCGAUAUGGUGAUUGGGAAAGAAAAGGGAGAGUAUCAGAUUUUUGAUGAUUAAUUAAGUAUUAAAACAAUGUAAUAAAAUUAGGCAAAUUUUAAAUGCAUUAGUUAAUGCAAAUGCAUAAAUUAAAACAGUAUAGUUAC
Parnassius mnemosyne (clouded apollo) is the source of this 664-nucleotide messenger RNA. Lineage: Eukaryota; Metazoa; Arthropoda; Insecta; Lepidoptera; Papilionidae. The record is from the annotation of a GenBank genome assembly.